This is a messenger RNA of Glarea lozoyensis ATCC 20868, 1155 nucleotides long. Its product is annotated as Nucleic acid-binding protein. Gene Ontology annotation, cellular component: Ino80 complex; R2TP complex; Swr1 complex. The record is from RefSeq and is a predicted model, not a curated record. Gene Ontology annotation, biological process: regulation of transcription by RNA polymerase II; box C/D snoRNP assembly; chromatin remodeling. Gene Ontology annotation, molecular function: ATP binding; DNA helicase activity. The transcript has a single exon. NCBI's taxonomy places the organism in Eukaryota, Fungi, Ascomycota, Leotiomycetes, Helotiales, Helotiaceae. The coding region runs from base 1 to 1155 and encodes 384 amino acids.
AUGGGGAUGGCCCAGUCUCUUGGACCAGAUGUACCGUUCACAAUGCUAGCUUCGUCUGAGAUUUUCUCAUUGGAAAUGUCGAAAACCGAGGCUCUUGAGCAAGCCUUCCGCAAAUCUAUCGGUGUGCGGAUCAAGGAGGAAAGUGAAAUGAUCGAGGGAGAAGUUGUGGAAAUUCAGACGGAUAGAAGUGUGACGGGUGGUACUAAGCAGGGGAAGCUCACAAUCAAAACAACGGACAUGGAGUCGGUAUACGACAUGGGCAGCAAGAUGAUUGAUUCAAUGACCAAAGAGCGUGUUAUGGCAGGAGAUAUCAUCUCGAUCGACAAAUCUUCAGGGAAGAUUAGUAAACUUGGGAGGUCGUAUGCCAAAUCGAGGGAUUAUGAUGCGAUGGGAGUAGACACGAAGUUUUUACAAUGCCCUGAUGGGGACUUGCAGAAGCGGAAGGAGGUCGUCCAUACCGUCAGUCUCCACGAAAUCGACGUGAUCAACUCAAGGACCCAAGGAUUUCUUGCCCUGUUCUCGGGAGACACUGGCGAGAUUCGUAGCGAGGUUCGUGACCAGAUCAACACCAAAGUUGAUGAAUGGAGGGAAGAAGGCAAGGCAGAAAUUGUUCCCGGAGUUCUCUUCAUUGAUGAAGUUCACAUGCUAGACAUCGAAUGUUUCUCAUUCAUCAAUCGACAGUUAGAGGAAAGUCUCGCGCCAAUCGUCAUCAUGGCAAGCAAUAGAGGCAACUCCAGGAUCAGAGGAACGAACUACAAAAGCCCUCACGGAUUACCCCUUGAUUUCCUAGAUCGCGUCGUGAUCGUUAGUACUCAUGCCUACGCCAAAGAAGAAAUCCAGCAGAUCCUUUCAAUCCGUGCCCAGGAAGAGGAAGUGGAUAUUACACCUGAUGCCAUAGCCCUUCUUACCAAAAUUGGGCAAGAAACAGGAAUUCGUUAUGCUAGCAAUCUGAUCACAACCUCGCAGCUUAUCAGCGCGAAGAGACGCGCGAAACAAGUAUCAAUUGAAGAUGUACAAAGGAGCUUCCAGCUGUUCUACGACUCUGGUAGAAGCGUGAAGUUUGUCGCGGACUUCGAGAAGAGACUUAUUGGCGAUGGCGGUAACGUGAACCUUUCUGUUAUAAACGGUCAUGGUGAUGCAAUGGAGCUGUCAUGA